Molecule: messenger RNA, 1059 nt
Organism: Coccomyxa subellipsoidea C-169
Lineage: Eukaryota; Viridiplantae; Chlorophyta; Trebouxiophyceae; Coccomyxaceae
Product: ankyrin
Exons: 8
Coding region: 1-1059 (352 amino acids)
Molecular function (GO): protein binding
Source: RefSeq, a predicted model, not a curated record
AUGGGCGCAGAGCAAUCCCAGAUGCCGGGUUACUCAACCGUUGACCUGGACAUGAGCGAAGACGAGAGAAAGCAGGCUCUGUACGCCCUCAUCCAGAAGGCAGAAGCGCUGAUGCAAGGCAAGCCAGCGGACAUACUGGCAGGCACUAAAACAGCAGGAAAGGGGCCGCUAAAUGAUGUGGGAAACCAGCUUCAGCCUCCCAGCUACACCGGACAGAAAGCUGCCUGGAAGCUUCCCCUCAGCUCUUGGGCUUCCGGUAGUGGCAAAAAAGUCUCAGGAGGUCUCAGCGGCACCGGCGGGGACCAGACACCGCCGCUGUUUGAUGUGUCAUUUUCUACCGGCCCCCAAGAUCAGGCUGCGCUGCAGGACGCCAUCAAGGCUGCACUGUCUCAGGGGAUUGAGGGCAGCACAGACGAGGAAGGUGAAGUUUCUGCUACAGCCUCAAGCGACGGCGGCUGCUCUGACAAGGAGAACCCCGGCGCCGCAGCAACACCAGAAGUCAAGGCGAAGACAGCGCUGGCACUGCAGAGGGCGGUGAUGAGUCGCGAUGGUGCAAUGCUGCGGCACCUGCUGCGCUUUGAGAACGCCAGCCUGGAAGACCAAACACAGGAGGUGCUGGCGCCGCUGCAUGUGGCGGCAGCGCAGGGCUAUGGAGAGAUGGUUAGCAUCCUGGCCCUUCUGGGAGCUAACCUUGACGCACGCUCCAGGGACAUGGGAGACACUCCGCUGCAUCUGGCAGCCGCGGCCGGCAGCUUGAAUGACAGGGGCCGCCAGGAAGUGCUGGACAUGCUUCUGGGCCUGGGAGCCUCUGCAGACCUGCCUAACAAGGCAAGUGAGGGCAGGUCUCCGCUGCAUGUGGCAGCCAUGACGGGGAGUGUGAGUGCGCUGGAGAAGCUGCUGGCAGCAGGCGCUCCCAGAGGCGCCCUUGACAAGGAUAAUUUGCGGCCGGUAGAUUUGGCUAUGGCGUGUGGCGCGAAGGAGGCGAUAGAUUACUUGAAUGCUCUGGAUGCCAAGGCACAGGCCAGCAAGAUCAAGCAGUACCAGCAGUGGCUCUCUUGA